Messenger RNA from Zingiber officinale, 3398 nucleotides. Its product is annotated as inactive protein kinase SELMODRAFT_444075-like. NCBI's taxonomy places the organism in Eukaryota, Viridiplantae, Streptophyta, Magnoliopsida, Zingiberales, Zingiberaceae. Gene Ontology annotation, biological process: protein phosphorylation. The coding region runs from base 1032 to 3155 and encodes 707 amino acids. The transcript is spliced from 10 exons. The record is from RefSeq and is a predicted model, not a curated record. Gene Ontology annotation, molecular function: protein kinase activity; ATP binding.
CGAGAGGCGUUUAAUGGGGCGGUCUCUUAAAUGGUGAAGAGAUUUGAGAGGCUUUUGUUUUUGUUUCUUGUUUUGAUUGCGCCAGAAGUCGAAAGGGAUUAAUUGGGAUUAGGGUUCGCUCAUUUUGGAUUUUUCUGGUUUUGGAGUUACCUGGCGAGCAAAAUCUCGAUUUGGAAGCUUCCGACUGUUUCGGUCUUCGUCCAGAUUUGUCCGCUCUGCUGGGGUGAUUUGGGGAGGCUUACGACGGCGUAGAUUUGGAAAGGAGCAGCGUCCUGCCGAGCCGAAAAGUUUGGAUUUGGAAGGAUUUCAACGCCGUCGUCGAGCUUUUAUGAUUUCAAGGUGUCGGAAGGCCGAUCGCUGUGACGCUUCUUCGGCGAUUACUACGUCGUCGUUGGUUUGCUGGGAAAUUGACCACCCGCAGGUGAUCUUCGUGGGUUGGUAAAGGAGAGGUUUUUUUUUUUCUGAUUUCAAAAGAAUCUUCAAGGCCUUUUCUCGACGUCUUUGUCGAUUCCCGUAACGAGACACCUUGUUGAUGCCGAGAAGCUCUUUUAAAAAUUUUUAGGGUUUUUUAGCAAUCUGAUUUGGGAGUAACGAUUCCCGUAACAGUGCCUGGAUGCCUUCUAUUAUUUCCUCGCCUGUUCUCCUCCCGUUUACUUUGGAAAACGACCUUUUGCUUUGUGAGAUCGAGGGCAACAGGGUAUUCCGGGGUAUAAAGAGACGGCGACAGUAAAGAGCAAGAAAAGUUGUAUUUCUCUGGUCGGUCAAAGUGAAAGCAUUUCAUCUGUUGGGUCAAAAGCGUCUUUUUCACGAUGGCUUUAAACGCAGAAAACAAGACUCCGUGGUGUAGUUCAGAUGCUUGCCGUCUGCAUUAACUUCCUUCAACCUCAGUUGAAUAGUGAAGGAAAAGACCUAUUUGUUUCUCUGCUUGCUUUUUCUUGCCUUACUGUGACCCAUACUACUAAGCACAACCUGGAGAAUUUGUCAUGGAGGCAAGGGCUUAACUAAGAAAGUUCUGGUCGAGUUAGGGAGAAAUGAGUACCAGCCAGCAACACAAGCGGGGGAAGACUGUUAAGGGUCUUGGUGCUACUGAGAAGGUUGUUGUUGCAGUGAAGGCUUCAAAAGAGAUCCCCAAAACAGCCCUUGUAUGGGCUUUAACACAUAUUGUUCAGCCUGGUGAUUGCAUAAUGCUUUUGGUUGUGGUUCCCCCACACAGUUCGGGUAGAAAACUAUGGGGAUUUCCAAGAUUUGCUGGAGACUGUGCCAGUGGCCAUAGGAAAUCACAACCAGGUACACCUUCGGAGCAGAAGUCUGACAUCACUGAUUCUUGCUCUCAAAUGAUGCUGCAACUUCAUGACGUUUAUGAUCCAAACAAGAUAAAUGUCAAAAUAAGGAUUGUUUCUGGAUCACCUUGUGGUGCUGUGGCAGCAGAAUCCAAAAGAGUCCGGGCGAACUGGGUUGUGUUGGACAGACAGCUGAAGAACGAAGAGAAGCGUUGCAUUGAUGAGCUACAGUGUAACAUAGUCGUUAUGAAACGUUCCCAACCUAAAGUUCUUCGCUUGAAUCUAGUAGGAUCCAAUAAUGCAGAUCCCCAAUUGCUUUGUCAAGUGCCUUCUGAAUUAGACACAUCUAAGGCUUCUGCCCGCACCAAAGAUUCUAGAAAAUCUAUUAGAGGACCGGCUGUCACACCCACUAGUAGCCCUGAAGUAGAGACAUCAUUUACUACUACUGAAGCUGGGACAUCUUCAAUGACAAGCUCAGAUCCUGGAACCUCUCCUUUUUUUGCCGCUGAAACAAUCAGUUCUUCUCGGAAAGAAGAGCAUGUAACUACAAAAGAUAUAAGGGACAUAGAUAUAUCUACCUCAGAUUCUGAUAGUGAGAGUCUUAGCCCUGGUAAAACAAAAUUUCAACCAUGGAUAGCUGAGAUUUUUGGAGGUGGCCGCCCAUCAUCAAGGGAAAUUCAUGAACGAUCUCCAUCAUUUGAUAGCAAUGCUUGUAUAUCUACAGCAAAAGCGUUGUUGGAUAAACUUUCUAAGCUGGACAGAGAAUCAGAAAUUGGUUCUCUGAGUUAUAAAUUAGAUUUGAACUUCAGUGGGAAUGUUAGAGAAGCUAUUUCCCUCUCAAGAAAUGCACCUCCAGGGCCACCUCCUCUAUGUUCAAUAUGCCAGCACAAGGCACCUAUCUUUGGAAAGCCUCCUAGAUGGUUCAGCUACUCAGAACUAGAACUUGCUACUGGUGGGUUUUCACAAGCAAAUUUUUUGGCUGAGGGUGGGUUUGGAUCUGUACAUAGAGGUGUCCUUCCAGAUGGUCAAGCAAUUGCAGUCAAGCAACAUAAACUUGCUAGUUCCCAAGGUGAUCAAGAAUUUUGCUCAGAGGUGGAAGUUCUAAGCUGUGCCCAACAUCGCAAUGUGGUGAUGCUGAUUGGAUUUUGUGUGGAAGACAGGAGAAGGUUGCUGGUUUAUGAAUAUAUUUGUAAUGGAUCUUUGGAUACUCAUCUCUAUGGUCGUAAUCGAGAAUCGUUGGAAUGGUCUUCUAGGCAAAAAAUUGCUGUAGGAGCUGCUCGGGGCUUGAGAUAUCUUCAUGAAGAGUGCAGAGUUGGUUGCAUAGUCCACCGAGAUAUGAGGCCAAAUAACAUACUUAUAACCCAUGAUUUUGAACCAUUGGUUGGUGAUUUUGGCUUAGCGAGAUGGCAGCCUGAUGGUGAUCUUGGUGUUGAAACGCGAGUGAUAGGAACCUUUGGAUAUCUAGCACCUGAAUAUGCUCAAAGUGGGCAAAUCACAGAAAAAGCGGAUGUGUACUCCUUCGGAGUAGUCUUGCUGGAGCUUGUGACUGGACGGAAAGCAGUUGAUAUAAACCGACCAAAGGGCCAGCAGUGCCUCACAGAAUGGGCACGCCCUUUGCUUGAAGAGUUUGCCAUCGAAGAGCUUGUAGACCCUCGUCUAGGUAAUGAGUAUUCAGAAGAUGAAAUACACUGGAUGUUGCACGCCUCAGCUUUGUGCAUUAGACGUGAUCCUCAUUGCCGGCCUCGGAUGUCUCAGGUCCUUAGGAUAUUGGAGGGCAACUUGAAGGAUUCUUGUUACACUUCAACACCAGGGUAUGCCAACGGAAACAAGAGCGGCAGAAUUGGCCUGAACAACAACUUAUCAAUCCUAUUGUGAAACAAACUUCAGACAUCUUACGAUGCUUCACAAACACUACUCAUCGAGUUAAAUAUUUGGAAAGUUUGUGUCCCAAUAGGUGCAAUGUGUAUUCCUCCUAUAUUCCUACCUUCACUAUUUUUGCCACAUUCUUGAUCUGUUUUUUGUCACAUUGCUAGAUUGCAAUGUAAUAUUAAUAGCUUACGUUGUUAGUUUGCUCAUACUCAGCUUUAAGCACUUUUUUGGGGGUUUUGAAUUGUAUUU